This is a messenger RNA of Acromyrmex echinatior (Panamanian leafcutter ant), 894 nucleotides long. RefSeq names its product small ribonucleoprotein particle protein SmB (gene SmB). Lineage: Eukaryota; Metazoa; Arthropoda; Insecta; Hymenoptera; Formicidae. Gene Ontology annotation, molecular function: RNA binding; snRNP binding. The record is from RefSeq and is a predicted model, not a curated record. Gene Ontology annotation, cellular component: U2 snRNP; U1 snRNP; U4 snRNP. Gene Ontology annotation, biological process: mRNA splicing, via spliceosome.
UCUUCUUCAUGUCGGAAGAGGUUAUGCGGUAAAAGUUCCGUGCGGAUUUUUCACAACUAAUUUUUGUGCUCUACGUUGAAAAUCAACAAUCAGCCAAGAUGACGAUUGGCAAGAAUAAUAAGAUGCUACAGCAUAUUAACUAUAGAGUUAGGAUCAUCUUACAAGAUUCUAGAACAUUUAUAGGUACAUUCAAAGCUUUUGAUAAACAUAUGAAUCUGAUACUUGGUGAUUGUGAGGAGUUUCGCAAGAUCAAGCCGAAAAAUACGAAGCAACCGGAGAGAGAAGAAAAACGUGUGCUGGGUUUUGUGCUUCUCCGUGGCGAAAAUAUUGUUUCCUUGACUGUAGAGGGUCCACCGCCUCCCGAGGAAGGAUUGCCUAGAGUACCGAUCCCAGGAGCUGCACCAGGACCAGGUAUGGCUCGUGCUGCUGGCAGAGGUAUGCCUGCGAACGUUGCAGGUGUACCUGCAGGACUUCAGGGACCAGUCAGGGGUGUCGGAGGCCCAUCCCAACAAAUCAUGACACCUGGCAGUAGAGGUCAGGUCUCAGCACCACCUCAAAUACAUCCUGGUGGUCCACCACGUAUGCCAGUCGGUGGACCGCCACCAGGCAUGAUGGGACCACCAGCUGGAAUGAUGGGUAUGCCACCUGGAAUGCCACCUAUAGGACGUGGUGGUCCACCGAUGGGACCACCUGGCAUGAGAGGUCCUCCUCCAGGUUUGAUGCGCGGCGGCCCACCUCGCCCAUAUUAGUUGCUGGAUUAUUAAAAGAUAUUUCAUAAUAAUAUUGUUACACUCGAACAGACUUGCUCAAGUCAACCCGGCACGGGCGUAACAAUAUAAUUAAGGAUAAGAAAUUCUUUUGUAAUAUUAAUAUACCAUACUCUUCAAUCCUUAC